This is a messenger RNA of Marchantia polymorpha subsp. ruderalis, 2103 nucleotides long. NCBI's taxonomy places the organism in Eukaryota, Viridiplantae, Streptophyta, Marchantiopsida, Marchantiales, Marchantiaceae. The record is from the annotation of a GenBank genome assembly.
CCUAUUUGAGUAGCGCCAUUCUCGUCGGCGCUUUGAGAAGAUUGGAAAUGCUAUGCUAGAAAUGCAGAUAUACUAUAUUAAAAUGGAAUGCAGCUCCAGAUACCCUCUCGAUAGGAGAGGGAGCGGACACCCGCUGAAAAGCGCGAAACAACGACCAGGUCUGCCGACAAAUUAUUGGACGCCAUUACCGCCCGCGGGAAUGCAGGCGGGGACACUGGACAGGUAGAGAGAGCGGCGGCGGGCUUCGGUCCUGAGUCCUUCGCAGCGAGAACCGAGACCGCCGGUUGCCGGUGGACCAUAAGUCGAGGGAGCGUGGAAGCUCGAGAUCGAGUGCUUCGGCCGCGUGCAAGUCUGGGCCUCAUCUUGCCUUCUUUGCCCGCAGCCUCAGCCAGCGAGCGCUCGCUUGCGCCUUCCGCAUUCUCUCUCUUCGUUGCGUGCGCCCUCGCUGCAGCGAAGAGCAAGAAGCCGAAUAAGGGCCGAUCGACGCUCGCUGAUCCCCUGCCUUCUUAUUCCCGUUUUUCCCGAGCGAUCAGCGUGCUAGAAGAGCGAGGAUCGCUCAGCGGUUGCUGCGGAUAUUUUCGGUUGGAUUUUCGUUGGGUAUGGGAUUGUUCUCGGGGUCAUAGUCCAAGUCGCGAGGCGCGGAGAUGGUGUAGCGGGCUUGGAGCUGUGGAGCUGUUUGGUUCUGUUUUUUGUGACAAGAAAUCGGGAUUUUCAUGAAAGGAUUUGUGGCGUUUUUUGAAUCUAGAAGCCUUCGGGAGGCUCGAUAGCGGAUGGUUGCCGGUCCUGAAAGCUCUGUGCUGCCGGUAUCUAGAAUUUCUUGGUGAAAGACGAUUCGGGGAUAGUUGAUUGUUCUCGGAAGAGAAGCAGGAAGCGAUAUGGCCGCUGCGAUGAGUGUACAGAGUCCUCACGUGUUGUAUGGAAGCCUUUUAUCGAGGGAUUGCUACGAGAGUCCUUCUUGCUCCGGGACAAGGAAUUCAGCUUCCUUCGGGAGUGUGGAUGCUCACUCGUGGGGUUGUCGAAUCAAAGGUCUUGCCAAGGAGGUCAAAUGGCAACCUGCGCGCAGAGGCUUAUUUCUCGAGGAUAGGGACAGACAAAUAAGAAGAUCAUGUCAAAGAAAAGUUCAAACUUCCGCCCUACAGGAGUCGCAUAGUAUCUUAAGCGCGCUGGUCAGUACGGAUGGUGUGGCAUUGGAUCAUUCCUGCAGUUCCCAAGACGAAAACAGCGGCGAAGAAGAGGAGAUAGAGCUCAACUAUACGACUGUGAGAGAGAUUGUGGAAAAUCUUCAAGAUGCUCCAUUUUUGCAGUAUGUUUACAACACUAAUCAAGGAGGAAAACCUGAAAGACAUCGGUUGUCGAAUGAGUUUUUUGACAAGCCAGAGUCAUGGGGUUCCGUUCGGAACUGUGUACUGGAAGCAGCACCAGAUGGCAUAAUUUUGGUGCAACGGCUGGACAGAAAUAAUCCUUCGGAGUGUUGUCUAAUUGAGAAGUCUGGGGGAACUUGUGGAUUCAAAGCUGCAAGGGGAGAUCAGGAUGCCGCGGAUCAAGAUUAUUGGGGCGUACUUGUUCAUGGGUGUAAAGUUCGGUGCAACGCAUGUUACCUCUUGCGGACAACCAGGCAACCAUCUUCAACGGGCUUCACGACGUAUUUCAUGCUGAUUCGAGCUGAGUGCUUUGGUCCAUCCAUUCAAAACCAGUUCCAGAGAGCUUCACUGGUGUGAAUAGUUUGUACAUCGAGGUAGAAUUAGAUGCCACAUCUCACUGCAGCUUGGAAAAGAAUUGUAGAUACGAAUUAGAGUUACCACUUUGCAGAGGAGAGACCUGUUCAAUAUCAAGUUACGCGACCAUUUUAUUCAAGAGAUAGACGUCCAACCCCUGAUACGGCUUGUCUCAAGCUGACACAAUGCCUGAGAUUGAAGUCAAGAGUUCCAAUUUUUAUAUAGCGACCUCUCUGUAUAGAACUGGGCUGGAGUGUCCUCUUGUUCCUCGUGUGGUACAACUGUACCAUGUUACAUUCAAGAUCUGAUCACGAUUGGUUCCAUUCCCAUUCAACAAUUCCAUUAUGUUCUUGGACCACUAAAACUGAAGGAAGGAUUACGAAAUUUU